Galdieria sulphuraria is the source of this 1418-nucleotide messenger RNA. Its product is annotated as pre-mRNA-splicing factor ISY1 isoform 1. Lineage: Eukaryota; Rhodophyta; Bangiophyceae; Galdieriales; Galdieriaceae. Gene Ontology annotation, cellular component: post-mRNA release spliceosomal complex; post-spliceosomal complex; catalytic step 2 spliceosome. Bases 6 to 809 code for a protein of 267 amino acids. The record is from RefSeq and is a predicted model, not a curated record. The transcript has 3 exons. Gene Ontology annotation, biological process: mRNA 3'-splice site recognition; generation of catalytic spliceosome for second transesterification step.
CAAAUAUGGCACGAAAUGAAGAGAAAGCACAGUCUAUGUUGAACAGAUAUUUACGUGGUAAAGCAGAAGAAAGAGGCGAAUAUUUUCCGGGACAAGAACGACCGUAUUUGGCUAGUAUGUGUGAUCGUCUUGACGCUGCAGAACAGUGGAGAAAUCAAGUUCUCCGAGAGAUUAGUAGAAGAGUGGUUGAAAUUCAAAAUAAGGGUUUAGGUGAAAGUAGGAUAAGAGACGUCAACGACCAAAUUAAUAAGCUAUUGAGAGAAAAGUAUCAUUGGGAGAGGAGAAUAAGAGAAUUGGGUGGACCCGACUAUUCACGUUCUGCACUAACUGUCGGAGAAGGUGAAGCCAUCCAAAUUCGAGGUAGCAAAGGUUAUUAUUAUUUUGGUGCUGCUAGAGAACUUCCUGGCGUAAAGGAGUUGUUGAAAGAGUCCUAUUCGAGAGAAGAAAAGAAACGUAGUAGAGCGGAGCUGUAUAAAUGUGUAGAUGCUGAGUAUUAUGGCUUUUUGGACGAUAAUGAUCCCAAUUUAGAGCAGUUAGAAUAUGAGGCGGAACUCGAAGCUCGAAAAGCGUUGGUAGAAAAGUGGGAGACAGACCACAUGGUCCCUUCGAAUUCGACAAAGAGAGCUCAAGUCGACUUGGAAGAACUUAGUGAUGAAGAUGAACCAGAGGAAUCAAGUAUUUUGUUGAAAGAUGAAAACGCAUUUCGUAAAGUUAAGCCAGGACAUGAGUCACAAGUUGAACAGUUAGUUCUGGAUAGAAAGAAGCGUCAGUUGCUUGAACAAGUUUUAAAUGAUGAGGAAGGAGAAUGAAAGUGCUUUUUCCAUAAUACACUAAAGACUCCUUAAAAGACAUUCUCUUAAAUCCAUUUUUGGUAAUAGGAUUGGCGAAACAAUGAGUUAAAAAAAUGCUAGGAACAAAUAGUUUGGCGCCUUGUUAGUUGAAUACUUUGGUUCUUAUUAUGAGUAAAGAAAAACUCCAUAUAGCUCGAUUUGAGAAGCAUACAACAGCACAAAUACUUCAUCUGUUAAAGGAACCUUCUAUGGGUUUAUACUACACAACAGAGCACUUGAGAAAGCGAGGAAUUCCUCAGUUGAUUUAUCUACAAAACAAACUAGACGCAGUGGCGAGCCAAGAGGACGAUCUUAAGAUAGACUGUCAGUAUGUACAGGAAGUAUUAGAACUGUUUCCUAAAGCUGUAGGAAAGUUGGAUUCGAGUAUACGAAAGCUGGAGGGUAUACUUGAGCAGUCUAAGCAAUUGAACAAGUGAUGCAAAAGUUUUUAUAAGACCUUUAUAAAGAAACAAGCUUUUCGUUCUCAAUAGACGCAGCCUUUUGAGAUAGUCCAGGUUGGACAGUACAUAUAUUGUUUGGGCAGCACGAGUUGAAAAAAUUUACUAUGGGUCAGUAGCAAUCUCUUGC